Molecule: messenger RNA, 390 nt
Organism: Aphanomyces invadans
Lineage: Eukaryota; Oomycota; Saprolegniomycetes; Saprolegniales; Verrucalvaceae
Exons: 1
Coding region: 1-390 (129 amino acids)
Source: RefSeq, a predicted model, not a curated record
AUGAGUGCGACCCUUCAGAUACACACUCCUUCGAACACACUCCUUCCUUCGCGCUGGGUUCUAUUCGGUCACAUCUUGCGCCGACCAUUUGACAACCCAGCCAACCUACACAUGAUGAACAACAUUGCCCCACGCCACGUCCGCAAGUGGCCUGGCCGUACCCUCACCUCUCUGCCAACCAUCCUCGACCAAGUCCUCCGCCGCUUGAACCACGUCCUGCGCGCCCAGUCGUUCGCGGAUACCCACCAACUUCGCCCGUACGCUCAAGAUAAAAGCAAGUGGCGCGACAUGGUCUGCCUGCUCCUAGAGCACUGCCACCCGCAGGAACUUCCCCAACCAGACAACGAAUUUGUUCCACGGAUGCGAAUUCAUUCAGGGCGCUGUGGCUGA